AGACACCAUUAAUAUCCACUGGGCGCAACACGAGGCAUACACGAUGGUACCUGGCUUCCUUGCAGUGAAGCGCUAACGCAGUGACUUGUACUUAACCUCUACAGUAGCUCAGAGUGGGCUCUUCCUUCCCUAGAUCAAAUCACCAUGGCUGAUUCUCUUUACGCCUCUGAGUCGACGGUUUCCUACCCUCUCCAUAUCUCUGGUAUCACCGUCAAUUUCAACAAGCCGAAGACGAAUAUAGAGUCUGCUGAACUACGGAUUGGUAAGUUACAUUCACCAAUUACACGCGAAGCAGGAAAUCGGAGUUUGCAAUGCAAGUUUUCUCCACCCAUGGUGCUUUCUCAAGGAGAUACAUUUUCCUUGCAUAUACAAUCCACGAAAUGGCUUGGGAUGAAGACCAAGCAUCGAGAUAUCACUUUCAACCCAGACGACGUGUUCCGCGCGUAUAGUGCAAGCGAAAGACGAGAAUACACCAAGAUUCAUGGAAAAAUCAACAUCGUCAUCGACCUUUCCGGAAGUGCAACAACUGAAGCUGAACAGUCUGUCUCGUCCGGCCAAAGCCUUGAGCUUCGGCCUACCACUUCCGAAUUAUUUCGGGAAUGUCCUCGGUUCCGAAUUUUGGUGAUAGGAAAGACUGGCGUCGGCAAGUCUUCAGUGAUCAACCACGCAUUUGGGGUGGAAAACACGAUCUCCUCGCAUUAUAAGCCAGGCGAGGUCAGCAUCGACCACGAGUUCAUCUCACCUGAGAACGACAAGUUUGUUCUCCAUGAUAGCAAAGGCUUUGAACCAGGGGAUGAAGACAACCUCAAAAUAGUUGAAGACUUCAUUGACCGUCGGAGGAACAUGCCUACUCCGGAACAUCAGUUGCAUGCUAUUUGGCUUUGCUUUGAGAUACCUCGUGCAGGCGGACGUUUGCUAGAGACAGGAACGGAGGAUUUCCUUAAAUUGAAAAGUAGUGGAAAGCUGGGAAACGUUCCCGUUAUCGUCGUUCUUACCAAAUACGAUAUGCUCAUCGGUCGCAUAGAACGAAAUUUAGAUGAAUCCUCUGCCAAUGGAUUGAACGACAAAGCCAUCAAGGAAGUCGUCAAGAACAAAGCAGAAGCCGAGCUGCAGAAUACCUGCAUCGGACCUCUAAAACAAUUCGCAGGGCCUGAUAUACCCUACGUUACGAUCUCUACUGAAGCAGACUACAAGCAGACGCUCGUCCACCUGAUCGAAAUCACUGAAAGCCGUGUCGGUCGGUAUUCUGCGCCCGAGGCUGCGGUGAUGACCUCCAUCGCUCAGCGAGUCCAUCCUGGACUCAAAAUAAAGGCAUCAAUUGAGGUUGGCAAGAAAAGGUAUUGGAAAGCGCUUGGGUCAUGCCCAAUGUUCCAGAACCGUUCAAUGUGGGAUUGUCUCCGUGUGCUUCACAUUGACAUCGUCGACGUGUGGAACUUCCGUGACCCCCAUAAGUACUUGCACAGCCAGGAGUUCAGGACAAUGAUGAUGAACAUAGUCGAUAAGAUAGAAGUUGGACCAGCAACUAAUCCCACCAAGACCAUGGCUUUUGGGUUAUCCAUGGUGGGCACUAUUGCGGGCAUCGUAUCGGCCCUGGCGGGACCUGCGGCUCCCAUCGUAGUACCAAUUGCAAUAGGUGCCGUACUCGCCGUAUGGGCUUACGAUGUAUACCAGAUAUCCCACGCGGUGCUUCAGCGCUUCAUGGCAUACAUAAUCCACUUAACGCUUGUGUUGCAGACACUUUAUCUCGUGUCAGAAAGUCAGGAACUCACUCGCAGGGCGAUCAAGCUCGCGGUCAAAUGCUAUGUCGACUCUCCAAUGAGCGGAGAAGCUAAUACGCGGAUUCAGGAUUAUGAUGAUCAAUUGACCAUCGUGGAUCGUAUGGAUAGCGAUGCGUUGGAUAAAAUCGUUGAGGUGAUGCAAUUCUAUAGCAUCGACGAGGCACAAAUGUCCAAACUUCGGGAAAAGCCCCAUGUAGAUCUGCCGGACGAGCCUUGGUCGUAGCAUUCGAUAGUUUCUUUCGUAGAUGGUUUUGCGCGGGGAGUACUGAUGCGAUUGCAGAUGGUGCUCGCUUGUACUAUAUAACUGGAACCAUAAUACUGUAGCCUACGAUACCGUGUUCUAUUGAUGUCAUGUACUUACUACCAGAUUUGACUCGAGCACCCUAACGUGCCAAGGUACUGUGACAGUCUAUAAAAACCCGGCCUCAUUGUCAGGGUGCCCUACGAGGUGUCCUAAAAUUCAGUGUACGAGAUAAG
This is a messenger RNA of Suillus fuscotomentosus, 2255 nucleotides long. RefSeq lists its product as uncharacterized. Bases 145 to 2001 code for a protein of 618 amino acids. NCBI's taxonomy places the organism in Eukaryota, Fungi, Basidiomycota, Agaricomycetes, Boletales, Suillaceae. The record is from RefSeq and is a predicted model, not a curated record. The transcript has 16 exons. Gene Ontology annotation, molecular function: GTP binding.